AUGGGGGAUCGCAGCUGCGGCUCCAGCAUCCUUCGCUGCUGCGUGGCGAAGCCCAUGCUCCGUUCUUUGCAGCCGCAGACUUGGAAGCUCGGUUACCGCACUUCGCAGGUUUACUGGGAAGAGUUUCAGACCCGGGAGGAGGCAGAGGGUCGCUACCAGGAGCUCUGGUGGUCCAAAGUGCUGAUGAACCCGGAAGGCGACGUGCUGCGGUGCUCAAGCGGCAUUUUAGAUCCGAAAGGCGUCGGCGUGGCGGCGCUGCUUCUGUCCGCAAGACGGGGCUUUGGCGAUGUGGAGUCCUCGCUUCCUGCCUUGGAGAAGGGAGAUGUGGCUUUCAUCCCGGCCGAUCGGUUGCCAGGUACUUCCCAGGCAUUGCAGCUCAUCUGGGACAGAGUUGCCUCAAGGAGCUCCAUCAGCUGGUUCGGUUCUCGCGUUUCGGUGGAUUCCCUCUGCUACUUCGACGUCGCGAAGCAUCCCGGGGUCCGGGGCUACGUGGCGCUGACCAUUGAUGAUGCUCCAUGUCGGCUGGGCCCCAAGAACUCCAUGCUGCCUGAGAUCCGAAAGCUUCUCAAAGAGCACCAGGCAAAGGCCACCUUCAUGCUCCUGGGGAAGUUCGUUCCGCAGCAUGAGGAGGGGCUGCUCGAGCUUCUGCGCGAGGGACACGAGCUGGGGAACCAUGGCCUCGUGGACAAGAGCUACCGGGCCUCAUCUCCCAAAGAGUUUGAGGAUGCUGUGGAGGAGUGCACCAGGCGGAUCACCGACUUGCACCGUCGUGCUGGCGUUUCUUCGGCGUUCCCUUGGUUCCGGCCUCCCCAUGGGCAGUUGAGUGCUGUUAUGGCCAAGAUCGUGGAGCAGAAGGCUUUGAGAAUUCUUAUGUGCGAUACCUAUGCAUGUUGCCCGGUAAUUCAGGACGGUGAUUUCAUCGGCCGCUUCCUUGGAAAGCAGGCCGAGCAUGGCUCCAUCAUGUUGAUCCACAUGCCAGAGCAUGGCUUCCGAGAGUGGUGUCUGCUCGGCCUUCAGACGCUCCUCAAGCAUCUGAAGGAGCGCAACAUGAAGGUGGUCACUGCUGGGAAGCUGGCAGAGCUCGCUGGAUGGAGUCCGGAGCUUGUGGGCCGCCGGUGCAAGCUCGCAUUGUAA
Molecule: messenger RNA, 1134 nt
Organism: Symbiodinium necroappetens
Lineage: Eukaryota; Dinophyceae; Suessiales; Symbiodiniaceae
Source: the annotation of a GenBank genome assembly